AUGCUCGCGGACGCGCGGCCUGCGGGGAAGCUCCGGGCAGGCCGGUGGCCCCGCGCAACGAAUCAGCAGACAGAAAGCUGGGUCAGUAGGAUGUUGCAGGCAGUCAGUGAGCGCAACGGGGAAGCCUUUUCGGAGCUGAUCCGCCACUUGGAUUCCAUCAUUCCCGACGAGGAAAUUGCAAAUAUGCCGGAGACAGUGAUGACUGCCAUAGUGAACACCAAGCUGAAGGAGGCUUCUCUCCCGAAGGCUGCAGACACUGCGUUUAAGCGCCUGUUUUUUUCCUUUCUGAAGCUAAGGCAGUUGCGGUGCACAUUGAGGUGGGGAGAUGUAGUGCGGCAGUGCAUAUCUGUGCUAGAUCUGUACGUGGACUUGUACGUGGGGGCCCCCGCGGCCAGCUGCUCCUGGCUGGUGCCUGGGCUGGCUGCGCUGUGCACGAUAAUGAGCCGCGCGGCGUUUGCUGCGGACAGCAGCAGCGAGGACAGCGCAGAUCUGCUGGAAGAGGCUGAGGGGGCUGCAGACACCGACGAGAUGCAGCACCGAUACACAAAACAAAUUUUAAAUGCCAUUAGACCCAAGCUAGGAAAGGUCAGAGGGGAGGAGGCCAGACAUGGAGCCUACGUGGUGCUUCUUGGGCAGAGCAUCAAGCGCUGCUUGCAGCUAGGCAAUAUGCAGAUGGCCGCGGGCUUCCUCAAGCUCUGUGACUCACGACAAAUCAACUUCAGUCAUGCGCCUCGCGGCCCCAUGGUGAACUUCCGGUAUUAUUUAGGUCGGCUCUACAUGCAGCAAGAGCAAUUCGAGCAGUCCGAAUCAGAGUUGGUUUGGGCUUUUUCAAACUGUCCGCCCACAAAGAUGCGCGUAAGAAGAAAUAUUUUGGAAUGUCUCGUCGCGGCGCGGCUGCGCAUGGGGAAGCUGCCGAGCGCAGAGUUGCUCAAUAAAUAUCAGAUGCCUCAUUACUUGGACAUAAUUAAGGCGAUGAAAAGCGGCAAUCUGUCGCUGUUCGACCGAGCACUUGAGCAACACGAAAGCGUCUUUAUAAAACACGGCACAAUUUUGUGCGUGGAGCGGCUUAAGUUCAUUGUCUUCCGCACCCUGAUGAAACGCAUGAAGCAGUGGUGGUUGGAGUCUGGCUUGGCAUCCAAAGCCAACAUUGUCCCGAUUCAAGUUUUCACUGCAGCCAUAAAGUGGCAGAGUGACGAGCUUUUCGACGACGAUGAAAUGGCUUGCAUCAGCGCGAACCUGAUUAGAAUGGGAUACAUAAAAGGUUACAUCUCGUGGGAGCACAUGGUGAUCGUUUUCAGCAACCAAGAGCCCUUUCCGAGUCUCAAGACAUCUCGGGGGGCUUAG
Messenger RNA from Eimeria necatrix, 1344 nucleotides. RefSeq names its product proteasome PCI domain-containing protein, putative. NCBI's taxonomy places the organism in Eukaryota, Apicomplexa, Conoidasida, Eucoccidiorida, Eimeriidae. The record is from RefSeq and is a predicted model, not a curated record. The coding region runs from base 1 to 1344 and encodes 447 amino acids. The transcript has 10 exons. Gene Ontology annotation, molecular function: double-stranded DNA binding; RNA binding. Gene Ontology annotation, biological process: post-transcriptional tethering of RNA polymerase II gene DNA at nuclear periphery; poly(A)+ mRNA export from nucleus; transcription elongation by RNA polymerase II. Gene Ontology annotation, cellular component: transcription export complex 2.